Messenger RNA from Rotaria sordida, 720 nucleotides. The record is from the annotation of a GenBank genome assembly. Lineage: Eukaryota; Metazoa; Rotifera; Eurotatoria; Philodinida; Philodinidae.
AUGCAAGAACAUUAUUCAAAUCUUCCAUCUUAUGUACCAUUACGUGAGAUGAUCAAUGAAAACAUUGAUCAUUUAAUUGUAAUUAAAUUGAAAGUUUUAGAUCUAUUCUACAAUAAAGGUACAUGGACAUCAAUUAUAAAUCCAAUAACAUACUCUCAAUCAGCAAUAGAAAAAUUACUUAACGAAGGUGGUUAUGUUAUGAUAAGUGCAGGACGCAAUAAUAAGAUGCCCAGUGAUCGUAAUUUGAGUGACGAUACUAUUCAAGAACGAACUAUUAAUUUGACUAUUGAUUUGACCAAUUUAUAUGCUUAUUCAUCUAUGAUGGGUGUCUAUAAUGGUGAUAAUGAAACAAGUUUCUUUGUUAUUCUACACAAUAUUUCACCGAAUGUGGAACGUACUGUAUUUAUUCAAUUAGGUCACAAAUAUAAUCAAGAGUCUAUCAUUUAUGUUAAAAGAACUACUCCUACAAUACAGCAGUUCAUCUAUACAACAGGUGAAUUCAGUGGAAAAUAUGUCGAAGGACAAGGAUAUGAGGUACUUACUACAAAUGUAACAGACGAUUAUAGUGAAUUAAAACUAUGUCCGGAUAGCAUCUUCAAAUUUACUCUGAAUUUUGAUUUUGGAACUGUGAUUAUGGGGAAAACUCGAAUAAAAACACGACAACUGAUUGAUCAUCAUACUAACUAUGUACUAGCCAAUCAGCAGAAACGAAACUCUUGA